Molecule: messenger RNA, 5257 nt
Organism: Pygocentrus nattereri (red-bellied piranha)
Lineage: Eukaryota; Metazoa; Chordata; Actinopteri; Characiformes; Serrasalmidae
Gene: erbb3b
Product: erb-b2 receptor tyrosine kinase 3b
Exons: 29
Coding region: 398-4753 (1451 amino acids)
Biological process (GO): protein phosphorylation; multicellular organism development; cell surface receptor protein tyrosine kinase signaling pathway
Cellular component (GO): basal plasma membrane; signaling receptor complex
Molecular function (GO): protein tyrosine kinase activity; ATP binding; neuregulin receptor activity
Source: RefSeq, a predicted model, not a curated record
AGGGAGGGAUUAAAGCAUCGCCAUCCUACAGCCUUUCUGUCCGCUCCCAGACUUCAAACUGUCACGCCUACUGAGCCUUCACAGACCUGCUGGAGCGAAAAAAAGAUGACUUGUUCCACGACUUCUUAUCUGGAGCGGCACAGCCUGCCAGUUUCCUGAACCGAAAUCGAAAGGCGCCCACAGGGAAGUUUUGAUUUGCAGUUUAGGUCCGUACCUGCGCCAGCAGGUGAGGAGAAGUCUGUCCGUCAGUCCGACAGAAACCGCCGGGACCCUCAGGGAGGCCGAGUCCGCUGGCCGGCUGUCUGAGCUGAGGAAGGUCUGGGUUUCUGGAGGUCAGAUAUUAGUCCCGGUUAUGAGCGCGCGCUCCCUGGCGCCCCGACGCUGACGAGGCUGCGAGAUGCGGGCGCACGUGCUCCUCCUGCUUCUCCUCAGGUUCUCACAGCCCGCCGCUGCUCAGACUCAGGAAGUUUGCCUAGGUACCUCAAAUGGACUGAGCUCUACGAGGGAUCCUGCUCAGCAUUACAAUAACCUGAACGAACGCUACAACAACUGUGAAAUCGUCAUAGGCAAUCUGGAAAUCACUCAGAUGGAGCGAGACUUUGACUUCUCUUUCCUAGGACGUAUCCGGGAGGUGACAGGCUACGUCCUCAUCGCCACAAACCAGUUCAGCCAGCUGCCACUGGGGCAGCUCCAGGUCAUCCGUGGCAGCACCCUUUACGAAAACACCUGGGCCCUGUCCAUCUUCCUCAACUAUGAGGGUCAAUACGGCCUGGAGGGCCUGGGCUUCACUCAUCUUACAGAGAUCCUGAUAGGAGGAGUACAGAUUGUGAAAAAUAAGCAUUUGAGCUAUGCACCCUGGAUCAAUUGGCAAGAUAUUGUGAGAGACAGCAAUGCCCGCAUUGAGAUCACUGACAAUGGCAAAAAAGGGCCAUGUCAUCCUGACUGUAAAAGCUACUGCUGGGGACCAAAUAAGGAUCAGUGUCAGAACCUGACAAAGACAGUGUGUGCACCGCAGUGCCAUGGCCGGUGUUUUGGGACCAGUCCUCUAGACUGUUGUGACACAGAGUGUGCAGGAGGCUGUACAGGACCUCUAGAAACUGACUGCUUUGCGUGUCGACACGUGAAUCAUUUGGGAGCAUGCGUGCCUCACUGUCCCCAGCCGCUCAUCUACAACAAGCAGACGUUUCAGCUGGAGCCCAACCCGGAUGCCAUGUACCAAUAUGGAUCAGUGUGCGUGGCUAAGUGCCCUGCUCACUUUGUGGUGGAUGGAAGUGCGUGUGUGAGUAGUUGCCCACCUGAUAAAAUGGAGGUCGAGAGGAAUGACAUUAAGCAGUGUGAGCCAUGCAACGGUCUCUGCCCAAAAGUGUGUGAUGGUACAGGUGCCCCUGACAGACAGACUGUGGAUUCUAGUAAUAUUGACAGUUUCAUUAACUGUACUAAGAUCCAGGGCAGUCUACACUUUCUUGUAAUGGGCAUUAAAGGGGAUUCCUAUAAUAAAAUACCGCCUCUGGAUCCCCAGAAACUCAAAGUCUUCAGCACUGUAAGAGAAAUAACAGGCAUUUUAAAUAUUCAAUCUUGGCCAGCAGAGCUCAAUGAUCUAUCAUUUUUCUCUAACCUCACCACUAUACGUGGAAGAUCACUCCACCCCACUAAGAGGCCAUUCUCUCUGCUGGUGAUGAAGGUGGACUCUCUCACAUCUCUGGGUCUGCGUUCUCUGAGGGAGAUUAAUGAUGGCAGUGUGUAUAUCAGUAAUAACACUAAUCUGUGUUAUCAUCACACCGUGGACUGGUUGAAGAUUUUUACUACCCCACGGCGCCAGCGCAGGCUUGCCUACAAUGAUAUCAAGUUCAAUAAACCCUGGAGCCAGUGUGAGGCGGAAGGUGAUGUGUGUGACCCGCUAUGUUCGGAUGCAGGAUGCUGGGGCCCAGGACCUGAACAGUGUUUGUCCUGCAAGAACCACAGUCGUCAUGGCACUUGUGUGGCCCAUUGUAACAUCUACUCAGGGGAGACACGGGAGUUUGAAAGGAAGGGGGGUGAAUGCCGUGCCUGUCAUUCUGAGUGUCUACCACAGGAGGGGAAAGCUACCUGCAGAGGAGAAGGAGCAGAUAAAUGUGUGGCGUGCUCUAACCUGAUGGAUGGCCCUUACUGUGUGUCCUCCUGUCCUAAUGGAGUGGAUGGAGAGCGGGGCCAGGCUAUCUUUAAGUACCCCAAUGCUAAAGGACAAUGUGAGCCCUGCCACAUCAACUGCACAAGAGGAUGCACUGGCCCAACUCUAAGAGACUGUGUGAACCCCAACAGAGUAGCAGACAGUCCUCAUAUUGCAGCCAUAGUGAGUGGAGUGCUGGCUGGUUUAAUCCUGUGUCUGGCACUGGUGCUGUUCUCGCUGCUGUACCACAGAGGCCUUGCCAUCCGCCGCAAGCGAGUGCUCAGGAGGUACCUGGAGAGCGGGGAGUGUAUUGAGCCACUGGAUCCAGGUGAGAAGGGGACAAAGGUUCACGCUCGAAUUCUCAGACCUUCCGAGCUGCGCAAGGGAAAACUUCUGGGAUCUGGAGUCUUUGGCACUGUCCACAAGGGUUCUUGGAUUCCUGAAGGGGACUCUGUGAAGAUCCCUGUUGCUAUAAAGACCAUCCAAGACCGCAGCGGGCGCCAGACCUUCACUGAGAUUACUGAUCACAUGUUGUUCAUGGGCAGUUUGGAUCAUCCAUAUAUAGUGCGUCUACUGGGAAUCAGUCCUGGGCCCAGUCUGCAGCUGGUAACUCAACUCAGCACUCAGGGCUCCCUGCUGCAACACCUCCGCCAAAAUGCACACAACCUGGAUCCCCAGCGCCUCCUCAACUGGUGUGUGCAGAUAGCCAAGGGUAUGUACUAUUUAGAAGAGCACCGCAUGGUCCAUAGGAAUCUAGCUGCUCGGAACGUCCUGCUGAAAAGUGACUACAUGGUGCAGAUCUCUGACUUCGGCGUUGCAGAUCUGCUGUACCCAGAUGAUAAGAAAUAUGUCUAUAGUGAACACAAGACUCCAAUAAAAUGGAUGGCAUUAGAGAGUAUCCUGUUCAGGAGAUACACUCAUCAGAGUGAUGUCUGGAGUUAUGGAGUGACAGUAUGGGAGAUGAUGUCGUAUGGAGCAGAGCCCUAUGCAGCCAUGCAUCCCCAUGAUGUGCCAAGUCUGCUGGAGAAAGGAGAACGACUAGCUCAGCCGCAGAUCUGCACCAUUGACGUCUAUAUGGUCAUGGUCAAGUGCUGGAUGAUUGAUGAAAACAUUAGGCCUACCUUUAAAGAGUUGGCAAACGAGUUUACCAGAAUGGCAAGGGAUCCUCCCCGUUACCUUGUUGUCAAGAACGAUCGAAAUAGCACUUCAGCAGAUGAAAUCCAUUCACGAGAGCCCAAAACGGCGGAGGCCAACCUGGACAGCGAUGAUGAUGAAGUACUGAAUGAUGGGUUUGCCACUCCUCCGCUCCACCUGUCACCAUCAAGGAGCCACUCCCGACUGCGAAUUGGCUCCUAUAGGAGUGGCUCGGGCCAGUCUGUACCAGUGGGAUAUCUGCCCAUGACCCCAAGCCCUGGGGAUGACUCCAGACAGCUGUGGUCCCAAAGGAAACGCCUGGGUUCAGGGAGAACCACAUCUGAAAGCUCAGAGGGCAGGGGCACCAUAGUGGACGUGGACAUCAUCUCUCAAACAGGCAGCAUGCGCAGGGGGUACAGUCGAGGAGACAGUGCCUACACGUCCAACUGUGUGUCUGUAGCAUCUGACCCCUUCUCACCAGGGCUGCAGGUGGCUGAGGAGGACCCUGAUGGAUAUGUUCUGCCCAGAAGUGUCCACAGCUCAGAAAGAGAUGGUCUGGUGGCUCGAUCUAGUUCCAGAUCUAGCCUUCCACGUAGCAGAGCAUCGAGGAACACCAGGAGUCAACUGCUGCCCUUAACUCCAGUCCCAGACCCCCCACAGGAGUAUGAGCUGAUGACCAAACAGCCCACUGUGCUUCCUCACUUACUCAGAGACAGCACUGACACAUCCACCAUACCAUGGAAGCAAGGUGUCAAUACUGAUCCUAUGACUUGUAGUGACAACCUCUCACCACAAGAGGGUUCUAUACAGACGCAAAAUCCCAGGCAGCGUAUUGACUCUCAUGGUGAAGACCACCUAGAUGUGGUUACUAGCCAGGAAAGACCUGUUCCUGUAGCCAGAGAUGAUGAAGGAGACCAGCCUGAAAAGGAGACCUCUGAAGACACUGCUCAGGAUGGAGUCGCUCAAGAUGAGCGACCACCACAGCAGGCUGUGGUGGAGUAUGAAUACAUGGAUAUAACAACAGAGCCAAAGUCUGUCCAGAGCAGUUCUGAGGAAAGGACAGCAAGCUCAGAUGAGAAAGACAUAAAACCCAGCAGUACUUGCAAGGAAAAGAAAGAGCCCACAGAAGAUGCAGUUUACCAGAACACUUGCAAGCUACCUGCACUGAAGAUGAACUCAACCAAGGAAAUAAGCUUCAAGGCGAAUGAGAACAAUACUGACACCUGUCAGGCAGAUGAGUAUGAGGAUAUGGGUGUGUGCGGGAAUGUUCAUAUGUCAAGAGAUCAGGUGGAGUAUCAGAACAUCCCAGCAAAAGAGAGGAAAUUGUCAGGAGAAGUGGCACAUUCAGCCAAUCUUAGGGCCUUUAGGGGCGCAUGUGCUGGACCAGAUGAGAAAAAUGCCAACACAUCUUUUGACAACCCUGACUACUGGCACAGUAGACUGUUCCACAAACCUGAUGCUGUAUGCACGUAACUCCACAGAUACUGACUGACUGUAGAAAAGCAGUUAAAACAUGGGCAAGGAACUGUAGCAACUGGUUUAUUCACCAGGGUUCUCAGGACAUUUUAAUUCAUGAUCAGUGGUGUCAAGCUGUAUCAACAAUGCAAGCAUUGUUGGGCCCAAGAUUUCCAUGAAUACGAAGACGAAAGAGUCACAAGUGAGGGCCAAUUAAUCGGACCCUGAGCAUGAAGUUCAGUCUUUCUUUUGAAGUUUUUUUACAAACUCAGUGUUUGUAUGUUUUAUAUUUACACUUCAUAUUCUUGGAAAGUAUGAAUAUUUUCUGUAUUCUAUAUACUUUGUGAAUGUGUCAAUAAAAUAUUACAUUUGUAUAGUGUUUUUGAACCUCAAAUGUCGUAUAUUAGUUUUGAUACAAAGCCUAAAUGUGAUAGAAAUGGUGAAGAAAAUAAAAGCUCAUCAUGUCAGUAUCUGAAUCUAAACAUACUCUGUGUAUAUGUAAUAAAUGCAUUACUGAUUUGA